Messenger RNA from Cuscuta europaea, 2115 nucleotides. The record is from the annotation of a GenBank genome assembly. NCBI's taxonomy places the organism in Eukaryota, Viridiplantae, Streptophyta, Magnoliopsida, Solanales, Convolvulaceae.
UUCAAUUUUAGCAUUUUGCGCAUCUGUCACAAGAACCCCUCCCCUUUCUCUUCCUUACCAUUUUGCUUUGGCUCAAUUGGCCUCAAACUCUUCCCUCUGUUCUCACUUAAUGUUUCCCUAUAAACUUCUUUAGCUCAUUUAUCUAUUCCCACUAGUAUCAUCAGGGCAUCAUUUGCUUCUAAAUAUAAAUACUAAAGCAUUUGUCCACUAGUAAUAUUUUGGACUCCUGUUGAACUUCUACAAAAAGGUUGUACUUUGAUUGCGUAAUAUGUGGAGUUAAAGUGACAUUGUAUUGAAUGUGACAACACUUUCUUGCUAGCCUCUUCAAAAUCUCAUACCUGUUUCUUUAUUACUUCUGGCAUGGGAUUCCUGAGUUUGCUUCAGAUCCCAUUAAUGCAAAGUCCUCUCUUUUAUGAGUAACAGCUUGGAUCACCGAUUCACUGCCCCCUUUACGUCCAAAGAUGGAAGAUUAUGAAGUAAUGGAGCAAAUUGGCCGCGGCGCUUUUGGAGCUGCAUUUCUUGUUUAUCACAAGUCUGAGAAAAAAAGAUAUGUGUUAAAGAAAAUUCGUCUGGCUAAACAGACUGAGAAGUUCAAGAUCACAGCACACCAAGAGAUGAGCUUAAUUGCAAAGCUUGAUAACCCUUACAUUGUUGAAUACAAGGAUGGCUGGGUGGAAAAGGAAUCAUCUAUUUGCAUUGUGACUAGUUACUGUGAGGGAGGUGACAUGGCUGGGAUGAUUAGGAAAGCAAGAGGAGUGUUUUUCUCAGAAGAAAGGCUUUGCAAAUGGCUCAUACAGUUGUCGCUAGCCCUCGACUACCUUCACUCCAAUCAUGUUCUUCACAGAGAUCUCAAAUGUUCCAACAUUUUUCUUACGAAAGGUGACGACAUCAGACUAGGUGAUUUUGGACUGGCAAAGUUGCUUAACCAUGAUGAUCUAGCAUCUUCGAUGGUGGGAACUCCAAAUUACAUGUGCCCUGAGCUCCUUGCUGACAUACCCUAUGGCUACAAGUCUGAUAUAUGGUCUCUAGGCUGUUGUAUGUUUGAGAUAGCUGCUCUUCAACCUGCUUUUCGGGCUCCCGAUAUGAUUGGACUAAUUAACAAGGUUAAGAGAUCCACCAUUUCCCCACUCCCUACUAUAUAUUCCUCGGGAUUGAGGUGUUUGAUCAAAAGCAUGCUAAGAAAGAGUCCAACACACAGACCCACGGCUGCAGAGCUUGUAAGGCAUCCUCAUUUACAGCCAUACUUGUCUCAAUGUCGUAACCUGCGUCUCGGGUCUCUUCCAUUAAUGCCCAAUGACUUGAAGGAGAAAGCGGUAGUGAGAACAAAACGACAUCUCAAGCCUAUCCACAAAGCAGUGAAGGAAAGACAAGUUAAACACAAUAUUGCAGUAAAAAAAGAUGCAAAUGAGGUGAAAGUAAUUGCAAAGAAAAGUUGUUCCUCAAAUCUUGAAAUCAACAAGUCUGACCUGACUGGCUGUACACACCAAAUCUCAAAGACUGGUGGAAAUUCAAGAACGGGGAGUCAGAAAAAAGGAAGCUUUGAUUCCAGAAGCUCAACAGGAAGUACCGUGACUCAUCAACACACAGAAGCUGACAAAGAAGAUAUUCCUCAGCAUAAGACAGUGAGUGAUGAUGUGUCAGCGAUGAGCAGGCUGAAUUUUCUUAAAGGAAUAAAACGGGUCAGUGAGUUGGACAGUGAAAGAGCAGAAGCUCUGGAAUCACUUCUUGAACUUUGUGCAGACCUUCUGAAGCACGAAAAGCUGGAAGAGCUGGCAGGCGUGUUGAAACCAUUUGGAGAAGAUGCUGUUUCAUCCAGAGAAACAGCGAUUUGGUUGACAAAGGGACUGAUGAAUCUUCAGAAUGAAGACGAUCAUAGGGAAGCUUAAAAGCUAUUGGAGAUUUGUUCAUUAGUUUAUUGUCUACCAUGAGAGCAUUGGUUGUAGUGUAUGUAUGUAGUAGUGCUUGUGGUAAAUUAUCUUGCUUUGCUACUUGUAAUCAAAAGUAAUUUUUCCAAAAAUAUUACUCAUGAAAGUUGCAUGUAUAGUAGAAUUAAUAUUGUAUACUACAACAUAUUGGCAUGUAUAGUAGAAGUUGCUCCUAGUUUUACAGUUUUAC